Phaedon cochleariae (mustard beetle) is the source of this 4002-nucleotide messenger RNA. Lineage: Eukaryota; Metazoa; Arthropoda; Insecta; Coleoptera; Chrysomelidae. The record is from the annotation of a GenBank genome assembly.
GUCAAUUAUUUAAAAUGGAGUAGGAGCAAAGAUAAAUAUUUGGCAAUUCUAGUAAAACAAAUUAUUAUUUGUUUAGUAUCUUUAGUAUAAACUAUAGUUCAUAAUGGAUAUUCUCCCAGGUAUUCUCUAAAUGAACAUACAAGAAAGACCUGCACGUUUUGAUGUCCUAGUGUUACCCUGUAUUGAAUGUUUUUUUAUUUUCCCUUUGUAGAGUGGAAAUGGAGGGUGUCAAUGCUUCCUUUAAAAAAGGCCCAGGACUCUAUGAAUUCUUGAUAGAAGCUGAAUUACAACAAUAUUUUAAUAGUUUCAAAAAUACACUGAAAAUCACUCAUCCUUCUCAACUGAAAUUUACCACUGAUGGAGAUUUGAUUGAAAUUGGAAUGUCCAAGCCUGAAAUGCGUAGGCUUAGAAAAUACUAUGAAAAACACUUCCCUCAUAAUUAUAUUUCCAAAUUCAAGAAGCUUCUAACCCAUAGGAAGCAUGAACAUUCAGUCAAUGAUGCUUAUCUUUUGGGAAGCACUGAUUCAUUGACCCUAUCCAAGGCCCCCAGGGUGUCCAGCAAACAUAUUAUCCCUUCUUCUAGCAUAACUAUCAAUAAGGAGCUGGGAAUGGGUGAAUUUGGAGUAGUACAACAGGGUGUUUGGUGUAAUGAGGGAGAGAGAAUACAAGUCGCGAUCAAAUGUCUGUCGAGGGACCGCAUGCAGUCCAACAUGGUGGAGUUCCUCAAGGAGGCCUCCAUCAUGCACAACAUCGACCACGGCAACAUCGUUCGCUUCUUCGGCGUCGUUCUACCUAACGUCGACGGCAGCCUGAUGCUGGUCACCGAGCUGGCGCCGCUACGGUCGUUGCUGGAGUGCCUCAAGGAGCCCUCGCUGCGCGCCAGCUUUCCCGUGCUCACCCUGUGCGAUUUCGCGUAUCAGAUUUGCGACGGGAUGCAGUAUCUGGAGGCCAACAGGUUGAUCCACAGGGACUUGGCGGCUAGGAACAUUCUCGUCUUCUCCAAGAACAAGGUGAAAAUCUCGGACUUCGGCCUGAGCCGGGCGCUCGGCCAAGGCAAGGACUACUACCAGACGAACUUCAACGUCAAUUUGAAGUUGCCUAUCGCUUGGUGCGCCCCCGAAUGCAUCAGCUACCUCAGGUUUACUACCGCCAGCGACGUGUGGGCGUUCGGGGUCUGUUUGUGGGAGAUGUUUUCCUAUGGGUUCCAGCCGUGGGCAGCGUUGACGGGGCAGCAGAUUCUGGAGGCCAUCGACGAACCGAAUUUUCAAAGACUGGAGCAGCCCGACUGCUGUCCCCUCGACCACUACGCCCUGAUGGCGGAGUGCUGGCGGCACGAGGCCGCCUCCCGGCCGCACUUCGCCGACAUCGGGCCGCUGCUGGCCGAGUGCCGGCCCGAGCAGGUACAAGCGAAGGCGUCGAGCAACGAAGGGCCGCACAUGCUCAGCUACCGGGUGGGGGAUGUGAUCACGGUGCUCGACAAGAAAACGCACCAGCCGCUGUGGAAGGGCGCCACCGCGGGCGGCAAGACCGGCCCCUUCGACCCCGCCAACGUGGUCGCCUACCUCGGCAGCGACCUGCCCGGCUCCUCCUUCCUGCGCGCGGACAGUGCGCGGUCGUCGACGCGCCGCAAGCUGCGCAGCGAGAUGAUCAGCGCGCCGCAGGGUGACGUCAAGCAUACGGGUCACGUCGGCCUCGACGGCGCCUAUUUCGGGGACUUGAGCUUCUUGGACGGGUCCAAAGGCAAUUAUGGCGCCGUUCCCACGCAAGUGGUGGCCCCUUACCGUCCGCACAAAGACCUCGAGGCCGCCCCCCUGCUGCUCGACCCGCCCGCCCCCCUCCAGGACCACGAGUACCACGAGAUCAGCGACGAGGAGCGGGGGGAAGAACUGGGCGACGGGGAGUCGCACAGCCCCGGCUUGGACCUGGGCCCGUCGCUGAUGGCCGAGAUGGAGAUGAUGUUCAGCUCGCUGGGGUCGGGGGGGCAUCGAAGGGGGAGCAGGGAGGAGCAUGGGCAUGGGGUGGUGGACCACCACGAGGGCUCCAACAGGAGCAACGAGUUGAAAGAAAAAAUGGGGACGACAAAAAGUAGGAAGCAGGCGACUGUGAAGCCGAUUUCGGCGCAUGAUCAAAAAACUUUAGAUACGGCUAUCGCGAUGGCCAAUGAAAUUACAGCUAGAUCAAUGUCGGCUCCUGCUCCUACGACACCUGCAUCGCCCAAUAAGAAGAAGUUCAGUUUCAAAUUUCCAUCAGUCCACGACCAUGAUAAGCACAAUGAGAGAAGGAAUUUUUCGGAAGAGGCUUUGUCCACUUCUGAUUUACAGUCGAAAGUUACCCAGGAGGCUCAUGCUGCUUACGAGGGAUUGGUAGACAGGCCCCCAAACGAAGUUUCACAGUUGAUGUUGACGAAUCCACUGAAAAUUUUGAGAUCAGGACAGCCAGUUAUUGCUAGCAGAACGAGAUCUUCCAGUGUGGCAAGCACUUUACCUCCGAAAUUCGGCACAGCUGGUAGAGGUUCGGUGCCAGAAAAUUUGAAUGUUCGCCAAGAAUUCACGACCGCGACCCUUCCCCGCCACACCCCGCCCUCGCACCCGCCCCCGCCUCGACCCGCUCCCGCCCCCUCCAGAGACGACAACCCCAUCCCGCUGCCGCCUCGAGACCGCUCCAACAAGGCGCUGCUGUCGGCGAAGCCGCGCCACACGAGGAAACACCCCCUCAUCAUACCGCCCACCAGCUUGCAGAGGACGCUGGACAAGGUUAAUACUGUUUCCCCUCCACCUCCGAGUCCCACGAGUGUGGACCCUUUCCAAUUGCCACCUAAGCCGGAUCCGAUUUAUGCCAACAAUAUGGUGCAUAAGAAUGCGGAGGCAAUACAUUUUGAGGAACAGCUGAACGCCCUGGACGAGAUCCCAGUGGAACAAGACGCUGUCGACGGCGACGAGGGUUUCGGCUCGCUGAAGGCUGACGAGGAGCAGGUGACGAUGGAGAAAUGCUUGCAAGCGCUGGACCAAUCCGAUUGGGACGUGAUGAAGGCCAUCAAGAUCCUGAAGUUGCAGAACGUCGUCGUCAGCGAGGAUCUGGCCAAUCUCUGCGACGCCCUAGAGCACUCCAUGUGGGACAUAACCAAAGCAGCCCAAUGGAUCCUUCAGCAGGACGGAGAGGUGACGCAAGUCUGAACCGUACUCACUAAAAAUAGCAGGCGAAAUAUUUCACUGACAGUCGGUGAAGUUUUUCGAAUUUUAAUAUCCAUGUGGGAUAUAACCAAAGCGGCCCAAUGGAUCCUUCAGCAGGACGGAGAGGUGACGCAAGUCUGAACUGUACUCACAAAAAAAAAAUAGCAGGCGGAAUCUUUCACUGACAGUCGGUGAAGUUUUUCGAUUUUUAAUAACCAUGUGGGACAUAACCAAAGCGGCUCAGAGGAUCCUUCAGCAGGACGGAGAGGUGACGCAAGUCUGAACCGUACUCACAAAAAAAAAUAGCAGGCGAAAUAUUUCACUGACAGUCGGUGAAGUUUUUCGAAUUUUUUAAUAUCCAUGUACGACAUAACCACUGCGUCCCAAAGGAUCCUUCAGCAGGACGGAGAGGUGACGCAAGUCUGAACCGUACUCACAAAAAAUAAAAUAGCAGGCGGAAUCUUUCACUGACAGUCGGUGAAGUUUUUCGAAUUUUAAUAUCCAUGUGGGACAUAACCAAAGCGGCCCAAUGGAUCCUUCAGCAGGACGGAGAGGUGACGCAAGUUUGAACCGUACUCACAAAAAAAUAGCAGGCGGAAUCUUUCACUGACAGUCGGUGAAGAUUUUCGAUUUUUUAUAUCCAUGUGGGAUAUCACCAAAGCCGCCCAAUGGAUCCUGAAGCAGGACGGAGAGAUGACGCAAGUUUGAACCGUACACACAAAAAAAUAGCAGGCGGAAUCUUUCACUGACAGUCGGUGAAGAUUUUCUAUUUUUUAUAUCCAUGUGGGAUAUCACCAAAGCCGCCCAAUGGAUCCUCCAGCAAGACGGAGCG